CCUGCUCUUAUUUGCAGUACCGCGGGUGCAGGUACCAUCAGCCAAUCUCUUCCAUCAUCGGACUUUUUUUUUUUCUCUUUGCGCGCUCCUGAUGAACAGGUGCCGUCCUCUUCUUCUUUCCAACGCCCCUCGGUUUCCCUAGAAGGACCGUCGCUGCAUCACAUUCGUCCCACGAGUCCUGGAAGGCUGUUUAUCGCCCGACUUGUUGUCUUCGACCGCUUCACACCUUUUUGUUUGCCUCCCCCGCCGUUUGUAUCUGUACACUCGGCUUGUCGUUCCUUUUUACGCGUGAGCAAGUCUCCACUACCGACCUACCAUAACCAAGCGCGUGCCGCCGAGCACUUGUGUCCCCGUGAGAGUUGUGGCCGCUGUAUCGCCAUCGAAGCCCCGGGUUUUGAUGAGAGGGUUGGUAAGCUCUGCAACCUUCCCCCAGGGACAUCGAGUGUUUGUUACCCACCCACCACCGCACGCUCCCGAAACGCUCAGGAUCACCACCUGACACUUUGACUUUAUAAGACAGAGUCACGGUGAUCGACAACCAAACCAAAGCUACUAGUAGCAGGAGCCCUUGACACGCCGCCAGCGAAACUGUGUUUUGCACUACCUUCGAUUCUUACCGUCCUCUUUUAUCAACGCCGUCGACGCGGGUUGCGACCUGCUUCUCAAAAGGCGUUCCGUCAGAAGCUAGUUCUGCGAGCUCGACCGUGUCCCGGCCCUCGGUAGGUCUUGUCUGCACACACCGACCAGAACUCACAGCUCGAGAGCAGCUGUGGCUUGCAGCGUCCGGCCCGUUGUGCUGCUUCCCCCUGCAGCGGACUGGCGAGAUAACAUUGAUUCCCGUCCUCUUUGAAGGAGGCCAAUGUCCCAUCCCAUUCGUCGCUCUAGCCUCGGUGGAAUGUUGUUGCGUCGCAGCAAGAGCGCCGACUUGAAGAAGCAGCAGAAGCUGGCUCGGGAGCAGGAGCUCCAGCGCCAGCGCGAUGCUGUUUCCAAGUCCCCGCCACGCCUGCCGGUCUUGUACAAUGGCGCCCCUGCGCCUCAGUUAGGUCUCGGUGGUGAGGCCCGCCCCGACUCGAUCGCUAUCGUUUCUGGCAGAGCCGGGUAUGCUCCUGCUCCCUCGGCCGGCCCCCCCGCCGACGCCGCUGCUUUCGCUACUCCUGCCCCACGCCCUUCCGUGGAGCCAGCUCGCUCGAACUUCAGCAUCCCCCCUCCUCCUAUUCCCAACGGUGGCUUCGACCCUUACGCUGGCACUGGGAGCAUGGCACAUCGCGGUCGCUACAGUUAUGCCAGCAGCGCCAUGAGUACCAUCAACAGCCCCAGAAGAGUCAGGAGGAGGAAAGAUCCUACUCCUUUCAACAUUCUCGUCAUUGGUACCUCCAAUUCCGGCAAGUCAUCGUUUCUCGAGUUCCUCAAGGCCGCACUUGCUCUCCCGGCCAAGAAGCGCUCCAAAAGCACCAUCGAGCACGAAGAGAUCCCCAAGCCACCGCCGUCCGGAAACUUCAUUCCCCAUUACUUGGAGACCGAAAUCGACAAUGAGCGUAUUGGUUUGACCCUGUGGGACUCGGAAGGGCUGGAGAAGAAUGUGGUGGACUUGCAGCUCCGAGAGAUGUCGGGCUUCCUCGAGAGCAAAUUCGAGGAGACGUUUGCCGAGGAGAUGAAGGUUGUGAGAGCCCCUGGUGUACAAGAUACCCACAUUCAUGCCGUCUUCCUGGUCCUCGACCCGGCACGACUCGACCGGAAUGUCGCCGCGGCCAAGGCAGCCGGCGCCAACGGUCACGUCAGCGGCGGCAAGCAUUCUCCCCAUGCACGCAUCUUGGGCAGCCUUGACGAGGACCUCGAUCUCCAGGUGCUCCGAACUCUUCAGGGCAAGACCGCUGUCAUUCCAGUCAUUGCCAAAGCCGACACCAUCACAACCAAGCACAUGAAUGUGCUUAAGAGGUCGGUCUGGGACAGUCUCAAGAAAGCCAAUCUCGAUCCCCUGGAGGCUCUAGGCUUGGAUGCCGAUGACGACGAGUCAACUCCUGAUUCGAGCAAGAUUCUCGAGGAAGACGAGGAUGAAGAAGAGCAUCCAUCAUCGAACAGCGAGGCUGAGGGAAGCACGGACGGCCAAAGCCUACCUAUUCAGGGACAGAGCCCGUCUCCCAACUCCAAGAGGUUAUCCAAUGGCUCCGUCCGCCGAAGCAAGACAGAAGACACCCUAAAGGACGACGAAGUGCCCUUCUUCCCCAUGUCGAUAAUCAGUCCUGACAUCUACGAACCCGAAGUGGUCGGACGCCAGUUCCCAUGGGGCUUUGCCGACCCAUACAAUGAGGAACACUGCGACUUUGUUCGUCUGAAGGAGGCUGUGUUCAGCGAGUGGCGCGGCGAACUUCGCGAGCUCAGCAGGGAACAAUGGUACGAGGGCUGGAGAACCAGUAGGCUCAAACAACGAGAUGGGGCGAAGCUUCGCAGAUAGAGUUGACGUUGACCAGCCCUGGUUUCGG
Molecule: messenger RNA, 2480 nt
Organism: Podospora pseudocomata
Lineage: Eukaryota; Fungi; Ascomycota; Sordariomycetes; Sordariales; Podosporaceae
Exons: 5
Coding region: 860-2452 (530 amino acids)
Biological process (GO): cytoskeleton-dependent cytokinesis; intracellular protein localization
Cellular component (GO): septin complex; cytosol; cell division site
Molecular function (GO): molecular adaptor activity; GTPase activity; GTP binding
Source: RefSeq, a predicted model, not a curated record